AUGUCCGGCUCGAUGAGAAGAGCUCUACGUGGCAUGGGAAUCGCAGCAGCCGGCUUGUCCGUGGCUGGUGCAGCUCAGGCGGCCCACCUUAGGUGGAGGUAUUGUUGUCCAGGAGAACCACCUGGCGAGCGCCAUGGUCAUGUGGGUCGCAAUUUUCAAGGAAAACCUUUGAAGAUCCUUUUCGUGGGUGACUCCGUUGCUGUGGGCGUUGGUGCAAAGAUGGCAGCUCCAUUACAAGCUGCAUGUGCCGAGCGAUUGGCCAAGAUCCAGCGGCGGCCAGUAGAGUGGUGUACCAUUGCAGAGAAUGGCGCAGAUGUACGUGAGCUCCAUGCCUUGGUGGAUGAAGGCGAUCACAGCUUUGACAUCGCAGUAGUGCUGUGCGGCGUCAACGAUGGCAAGAAGUUCCUGCAAGGCCGGUGGCCCUCCCAUUUUCGGGAGGACUUGGCCGCAUUGUGUGGCACUUUGAGGAAAGCUGCCCCAGACAGUGUCAUUACAGUUCCACAACUUCUGGGUCACGUGGAAGCUCCAUUGUUUCAGCAGUGGCCCAUGUGCCAUUUGGUGGACGCACUGUUUGGCCAGUUUGAAGCACAAAAGACUGCGUUGGAAGCUGCCGGAACGGUACGGUCGCUUUCUUCGGACUCCAGACCUGUGCUUCAAGCGGAUGCGCGUUGGUGGUCUGUGGAUGGCAUUCAUCCCUCAGGGGAAGGCUACCGAAAAUUAGGUGAGUGGCAACUUGUCUGGAAAAUGGAAAAGCAGCGAAAGCACCAGGUUUUCCUGGCAGGGGCAGACUUUGUCGCAAAGAGUGGUUACCCUCUUACCUUCCACGCCGGAUGGGUUCUACGAUCAUGGCAGAUCCAUGAAGAUGGCGCAAGCUCGGCCAUUUCCUUCUGCCUCCGAAAGGAGGCGGAGAAGCCGAGCCUGGCAGACAAACAGCUGAGCAGCAAGGGGCUGGCUCAAAGCAAAGCCAAGACGGAGCGACUGCAGAAGCGCAUCAAGGAGGCACAGUCAUCCGGCCAGUCGGGAGUUGGUGAACUUCGCGAGCUCUUCGUCUGCAACUCUGUUCUCAUCCAGGAGGCGCUCUUGCUGGAAGACGAAGUGAAGGCAUCGUUUUGGUUCAACGCAUCUGGAGUUGCCACCGUGCUUUGGCUGGUAAUGACUUUGUGGACAUGGGUGCUGGUGUUUGGGUGGACUUUCGUACCGGGCGUUACUGCUUUUGACAAGGCUGCCGAGCACAAUGCAAACUACUGCGGGGCUUGGGCGACAGUCCUGGCCGCGCGAAUCACGGCGAUCCUGGCCGUUCUCUUUCUGAUCGUGAAUGUUCUGACAGUGGUGAAUUGGCUUGCUACGAUCCUCAUUACCUCUGACGCCUUUGCCCAGUCCAUGUUGAAGAAGGCCUGUGACAUCGACCGGCAGGCGUUGGGGUUUCCAGUCGCGCAGCUGCUGGUCAAGGCCUUGCUCCUCCGAGGACGUCGCGCGCUCAUUGCUGAAGUGAGGUCCAUCAUCUGGUUCACGGAUAGGAGGCACAAACUAUCCGAUCAUCACAUCCGCAUCAACUUGCCCGCAGCAAGCGGAGGAAAUGGCCAAACAAUUCAAUCGUUCCCCUUCCUCUGUUUGUUGUUCCUAAUCUUGUUCGAGAAAACGGCCAACCGUAGCGAGAAGUUGAAAUAUGUGCUGACCCGGGAAGAUCAUCCACCCAUGCUUCUGGAGAUCUUCUCUCCAACAUGCCCGGCAUGUGAAGCCUUCGCCCCACACAUGUCGGGUGCCGCGGAGCGAAUCAAGCAAGAAGCUCCUGGUAUCAAAGUGGUCGCUGUGGAUGGUACCCAGGCGGAGUCCAUCAUGAAGGAGCUGGGGACGCAAGAAUUCCCUUCUGUGUUCUUCCUGGGGAGUGACAAGUCAAAGGCUCGCAUGAACUACAAGGAGGCGAACUCUGCAGAUGCAAUCGUAAGCUGGACACUGAAGGUGUCUGCUCCGACGAUCCAGAACAUCAGUGCUGCUGAGCUGCCAAACUUGGACUCCAGCAAGCUCCCCUUUUUGGUGCUGCGAUCCUCCAACAUGGUGCCAGCCUUCGCGUCCCUAGCACAAGACUACAAACUAAAGUUUGAUGCUUUCUGGAUAAAGGUGGACACUUCGCCAGUCUCGCAGAUCAUGCAUGCUGGUCAAGACGCGCGCAAUUUCACUUGGACCGACCCUAAAGCAGACAGCCUUGAUGAUGACGGUGAGCUCUUUGAAGAUUUUGUCAAAGAGAACAUCUUUCCAGCGGUCAUCAUGCUUCCGGAUGUCAAGAAGGUGUCGAGCAUGCUUGAUGGAUUGGGGCCCGAUGCGCAGUUGCUGUGGCUGGUGUUGAAUUCGACCGAGGCUCAGCCGGAAAGCGACAGGUCUUGCGGUGAAGAGGCUACCUGCUCGGCCGGUCCUGCGGCUGCCGGCGAUCCGACGGAUGCUUUGCAGCGAGCAUAUGCGCCGCACAGGCGGAUGUUCCAACGAGCCGUCGCAGUGGCAAGGGAGAAGAAAGCGAAAGUCUAUGGCUUGUGCAUUGACAUUGCCAGAUGGCCGGAUUGGGUUGAGAGGGAGCUCUACGCGUGGACUGCUCCGGUUCUAGUUGCGCAGCGUUUCCGGCACGGCCCGCGGUACUUCUUCGCAGAUCAUGGCCUCCCAGCCAAUGCAAGGCAAUUGACGGAAUGGUUCAACGGUCUCCUAACGAGGAGCCCACGGCAGAUGUCCGAGCGCCCUGCACCGAGUUCCUCCGUCAAGCUUUGGAGAAAGUUUGUGAACCUUGGCUUGGAGGAUGCACUUCGCGCGGAGCCAGCAACUCUGUUGUACACCUUCAAGUCCCCAGAUUCUUUGUCGCAGGAGCAGGAGGUUAUCGACCACGAGGAUGAGAUGGAAGCAUUGGACACGCUUGCUGGCUGGCUCAAGGAGAAUUGCGAAAGGCCGCCGCUCCUAGGGGCUUUGGAUGUACGCCGAAACGAAGUGCCCCUGAGCCUCUAUGCUGCUGCAAGUAUUGGUGGCCUGACCGCCCCAAACUUGUAUUUCAUUGAGAGCGAUCAAGGCAAACCUUCCAUGGGAGUGAGGUGGGCGGGCGAGGUCAGUGAGCACCUAGAUCGAGCGUCACGGAUACCCGACGAUCCGAUUGGGCAGCGAGAGGGUGUCCUCACAAAGGGCUUGCGGGGCAUCAUCCAGUGGGUUCUGGCAAAGGCAAGGCCGCUGCCCUCGCUGAAGUUGCCAAGUAAUCCAGACUUGUCAAAGUUCAGUGCUUCGACCUCUUCUAGUCAAGUCGUGGACUUGGAGUCGGAGGCAGCGCUGCAGGAUUUGCUGCAGAAGAACUUGACAGGUUUCGUUGAGUUCUUCUCGCCUUCGUGCGGGGCAUGCAAGAAGUUUGCACCAGUCUACGAGUCAGCGGCCAGAAAGGCACAGGCAAACAUCGGGAAGCACGCUUUCGCGAGGAUCGAUUGCUCAACCACUCUAGGCGAACAGAGCUGCAACAGGCACGGUAUUGAAGCUUAUCCCUCUGUCUUCUACAUGCACGGCGGGCAGAUGGACAAGUAUCCAGGUGGGUCAAAGCGGAAGGAGCUACUGGACUACCUUGCAACCAUGACGGAGCCUGCUGUGAUUGAUGUCGCCAGUGAGGAGGAAGCAUGGGCACUUGUAAAGUCCAAGCAGAUGCCAGUACUCUUAUGGCGGGGCGGCGAGACAGUCAACUAUACCAACGUGCAAGCAGCUGCACUGGACUGGAGGCGACAUGCAAGGCUUAGCAAGCUCCAGACUCCAAACGACGACAACGGCAGCCUGAUGCUGUUGUGGCCUGGCACAGCAAAGAAGGUGUCGAGGUAUCUCCCGCACGAGUCGGAUGAACCGUACUCAAGCGAUUCGGUAGCCAUCUGGCUUGCAGAGGAGUUCGUCAAGUCCGAGCCUGCACCAAGUACCCAGUCCUGGCCCGUGAAGACUGUUGUUGGCACCACUUUUCGGGAGAUGGUUUUUGAUCCCCUGGAUAAGGGCCAGCAUGUCAUGCUGGAGGUUUACGCCCCAUGGUGUGGUCACUGCAAGAAGCUUGCGCCGGAGUAUGAGAAGUUUGCGCGGAAGAUGGCAGAGGAGGGGAGGGAGAUUGUGGUUGCGAAGCUGAACGGCGAUGCGAACGGGAUUCCGUAUGGCGGCUUUGAGUACACAGGCUACCCUACGAUCUUCUACUUGGCACCUGGCUCAUCCGGCAUUGUCAAGGUUUCGGAAAGAACUGCUGCGGAUUUGAUAACGUUUGUUCGCAAGAACAAAGUGCCCUCACUCGCCAAAGCCGCAUCUCACAAAGAGGACAGGAAGAGUCCCGACAGUCUUCUCGAGCAGUUCCAAUCGGAGGACAUCCCUGUGCCACAAACAUCUCCGGUGCUGACCGUGGUGCUGAAGAACUUCAUUCAGACGGUUUUCAGCGACAACCGCAAGUGUAUCCUAAUGGUGUAUGCCAAGGGUUGUCCACAUUGCCAGAAUAUGCUGCCCCAGUUCGAGUCGUUCGCCUCGGAUCUUGGUCACAGGGAGGACAUGACCGUUGCCAAGAUGGACGGUCAGAAGAAUGACUUGCCGUUUAGUGGAUUCGAUGUGAAGGGAUACCCGACCCUCUUCUUCAUUGACGCUGGGCAGAAG
Molecule: messenger RNA, 4626 nt
Organism: Symbiodinium natans
Lineage: Eukaryota; Dinophyceae; Suessiales; Symbiodiniaceae
Source: the annotation of a GenBank genome assembly